ACUUCUGAUUGGUCGUUAGACGGUCGGCUGUUUUACAGCAAAAACAGCCAACUGAAGAUGCGUGUGGAUGGUACAUCAGCUCACACUCAACCUGCGCCCAGAAAAGCUCUCUGCUUGCGACCUUUUUACAUUCUCGCAGCCUCUCCUUUAAAUUAAAAUCCCUCCGGUGCUCGCGCCCGGUCUCCGUUUCCUCUCGGUCUUCAUUCAGCUCAUUUCAGCGGAGGAAGUUCCAAGACAUGAGCCAAAGGGCAGUUGGACAUCUAUGGUUCAAGAUGAAAUGCAUCUCGCUGCUUCUACUCUUCGUUGAGCAAAUUCAAGGUUCCUCUGAGAUCAUCCAAAAAUUUCUGCCAACCGGAAAGAGAUCAUCUAUCAGUUUCCCUGCAGAUGACCUUUCCAAACAUUUUGUGGUUUCCUUGUUCUAUAAUACAAAUAUAACUAUAGGAACAUGUUACUUCGAUGGAGAUCCAAAGCUGAUGAAAGAUUUCACUGGAAAAGUGGAGCUUUCUUGUCCAGCAUCGCUGAUAUUUCCGAGUCCACAGAAAUCAGACUGUGGACUUUAUUCUGUACGGGUCACGGGAGAUCAAUCUAAAAUAGGGAAGGGCUUCAACGUCACAUUCCAAGAUCCAGUGUCUCCAGUCGGGUUGAAGGUCAUUUCAGAAUCCUCCUGUAAAGCAACCUGCAGUACAGAUGACGACGAGAUCAACGGCAUUUUCAGGUGUGAUGAUAAAUCCUGCCAUCUGGUGGGAGGACAGGGGUCAAAGAUCACCAAGUCUGGGGCUAUCCUCAGUCUCUACCAGUCAAAUGGAUCAAUCAUCUGUAACCAUAGCAACCAGGUCAACUGGACCCAAAACAAGAAAGAGAUCCAGCCCUGUUUGAGAUCUGAAGGGUCCACAGAGCAAACUGCUCUUAUUGCUGGGGUCAUUGUGGCCAUUGGUCUAGUUGUAGCUGCCAUCAUUGGUGGUGUGUGCUACUGUGAGAAGAGGAAUCUCGCAUGUUUUGCCCCAAGAGAGCCAUCGAACUCGCAGGUACCUCAACCUCAGCAAGUCAACGGAGACCCCUGCAUCAUUCCUGAGUCUGACCACCUAAUGAAGGAAAACAUUGAAGUGUCACCUGUUUAAAAACACGGACCGUCGCUCUGUGCUGCUUCACAGGCCCCUGACCAAAGCUUAUAAACGCCAGAAAUAGUUUUCCUGUAACUUCAGGUUACAGGCGGUGCAUACAAACACAUGGUUGAUGGAGCUAGUUCUCUCGUCUUGGCUCUGAUUGGUUGUUUCUGAUGGAGUAUUUUUGAUGAUGGCAGUAGGACUAGGGAUGGGAAUUGUUUACAAACUCAUUAUUCAAGUCCAAUUUUUGGGCCAAAUCAUGAUGUACGAGUCAGAUCAAUUAUUCAUAAUGAUUUCUGCUUUAAUUUAUCAGUGUGCCUCAUUCAGUCCGCUUUGCAGCCUAGAAUGACAAACGGAGAUGAAGGGAAUUCAUUUUAAUCAGUAAUCUAUACUUGGACUGAA
Messenger RNA from Xiphophorus hellerii (green swordtail), 1505 nucleotides. RefSeq lists its product as uncharacterized. Bases 237 to 1118 code for a protein of 293 amino acids. The record is from RefSeq and is a predicted model, not a curated record. The transcript is spliced from 6 exons. NCBI's taxonomy places the organism in Eukaryota, Metazoa, Chordata, Actinopteri, Cyprinodontiformes, Poeciliidae.